GAUCUCUGUAUUUGCAUAGAACAUCCUGAUUGGCUAUUAAUGUACGUGGGCUUAAUAUUAAUAGGGGAUGGUGUGUCAGAUGUCAUCACGUACACGCAGAAUCUCGAGGCGCCAGUAAACUUUUCCUGCCUUGAAGAAAUAUGUCGGCGGGAUCCGAUCCAACCAGCAGAAGUUGUGUAUGCGCAGGCGUGCAGCUACGCCCGCCAAUGGUCCCCGAGGUCCAGCGCGCCCUGCUCACUCGCGUUCGAUGGCGGUUGCCGCUCGCCAUUGUCCAAUCGAAUGCGAGCAUUUGAUGUCAAGGCAGAGGCGGAGGUGAGAGGUUGUGUUUUUUGGAGGGAAUGCGCCUGCGUGGGCGCUCGGUGUAAGAUGGCGGCGGUUGGUGAUGGAACGGGGUCAACUGGGUCGGCGCUGCAAGGGUUAAUUCGGCAGUUUACAGCCAUUACAGGUGCCAGUGAAAGUGUGGGGAAACAUAUAUUAGAAGCAUGCAGCAACAAUCUGGAGAUGGCUGUCACAAUGUACCUGGAUGGCGGUGGAAUAGCUGAAGAACCCAGUACUAGUACAGCAGGGACGUCGAGUAGACUGCCUCCACAAGACGAAGUACGAGCUCCAAUUCCACAAAAGCAAGAAAUUCUGGUGGAACCUGAACCGUUAUUUGGUGCCCCCAAACGGCGGAGACCUGCACGCUCGAUAUUUGAUGGAUUCAGAGACUUUCAGACUGAAACAAUCAGACAGGAGCAGGAGCUAAGAAAUGGUGGUCCAGUGGACAAGAAGCUGACCACUCUGGCAGACCUCUUCAGGCCACCCAUAGACCUAAUGCACAAAGGCAGCUUUGAAACGGCAAAAGAGUCGGGACAGUUGCAGAACAAGUGGUUGAUGGUAAAUAUCCAGAAUGUGCAAGACUUUGCCUGUCAGUGCUUGAAUCGUGAUGUUUGGAGCAAUGAGGCAGUGAAAACCAUCAUUCGAGAACACUUCAUCUUUUGGCAGGUAUACCAUGACAGUGAAGAAGGACAGAGAUAUGUCCAAUUCUAUCAACUUUCAGAUUUCCCUUACGUGUCCAUACUAGACCCCCGCACUGGUCAAAAAUUAGUUGAAUGGCGAAACCUGGAUGUGAAUUCGUUCCUGGAGCAGGUGACGGGAUUUUUAACAGAACAUGGGCUAUUAGAUGGACUCUCCUGUAGCCCACCAAAGAAGCGACUACGAUCAGAGAGCUUAAUAGAUGCCAGUGAAGAUAGCCAGCUAGAAGCAGCAAUUAAGGCUUCUUUACAAGAAACGCAUUAUGAGUCGUCAAGCCCUGAGAAUGAAGAUCAGUCAGAGGAUGAGUCGGAGGCAGAAGCUUUUUCAGACAGUGAAGGAUUCAUUUCUAUUAAUGGUUCAGAUGAAGAAAGGGAAGAAGAAAGUACCACAAAAAAGAAGCAAACACCACGUAAGGAUCUAAGCAUUAAACAAACACGUGUAGAAUUUGCUGAAAGAACUGAGGCAGGGAAAGAAACUAGUUCGGAAUUUUCCUGCAAGGACAGAUCUGAAAAAAAUCGAACAGGGGCAGAUGCAGAAACCUCAACAAAGCAGCAAGAAAUAGAAGAUACUGCAGUCUUUUUUGAUAACAGUGGACCAAAAGCAAGUCUGAUGCUGCGAUAUCCGAAUGGACAAAGGGAACAAAUUGCACUUCCAGCUCAAGCAAAACUACUGGCACUGGUGAAGCACAUCCAGUCAAAAGGAUACCCAAAUGAGCGGUUUGAACUGGUCACCAACUUUCCACGCAGGAAGCUCUCCCACUUGGACUAUGAAAUUACACUUCAAGAAGCUGGACUGUGUCCUCAGGAAACUGUCUUUGUUCAGGAGCGAAAUUAACCUGGGAGUGCAAAAAAGAUUUUAUACAAAUGUUGCAAGAUCUGGUUGGUUGGUGAUAACCUGGCUUCAGCCUGAACAAGGAGAACUAUGUAUUUUCAUCUUUUUACUGGACCCAGUGAGACAACUGAUGUGAAGAAAUUUGGUGAUCUACACUCAAUUCUUAAUACUUUUUGAUUCCCAAACGAAGAACCCUUUUUACUGGACCAUAGAACACUGGAUAUAAUUUUUGUUUUGUUAUUCAUAAAGUGUCCAUCAUUCUAUGCUUGACCCAUUACAUUUGGACAAUACCAGACAUCAGUUUCAUUUGUAUUUGUCCCCCUACACCUGCUGGUCUUGGCAAUGCUCCAAGUUGCCAAAACCAAAAUCUACAAGAGCCUUGCAUUUUUACUACUAGGAGGAAGCUUUCCUCGCACUAAGAGCAGUUCACUACAGGAAUCGGUGGGGAACCAGGAUGCAAAAUGAUGGGAUUGGCAUCCAAAAAGAUUUGAUUUUGUCUCUUGGUAGUGUUGCAUAUUUAGGCUGUAAGUGCGUGAUAGGAAUUUGAUGUUGUUCACUAUGAUGCAUCUUCAGUUGUCCUGAUAUCUUCAAACAACCCAGCUCAGGCCUGUGCUGGAAUUCAUGUCCUUAUGUUAUGGGUGGAGUUAUUUCAGCAUAGCCAGAUAUAAUCUCAUAGGUCUGGCAUGCUGGGUCUAAAGCCACCAACUUUACUUUAGUCUGCACUUUUGAGGCACAAGUUGCUGUGGAAUGAUUAUUUAAUGCUUUAGUGCAUCAUUCCAAGAUCAACAAGCUCUAAAACAGGGGUUCCCAACCUUUUUUAUGCCAUGGACCCCUAGCAUUAACCGAAGGGUCCAUGGAUUCCAGGUUGAGAGCCCCUGCUCUAAAGGGACCCGAGGCAAUCUAGCCCAUCUGACUAGAGCAGCGAGUCCUGUGAAAACACAUUUGAUCCUUGACAUUAAGCUAACAGAGUGAAGCUUCUAUGUUCUGUAAAGCAAGGUUAAUACUGAGGGUUUUUACAUAGUCCAUUAUUCCAUGUAAGGUCAAGAAUUGAGUGAUUGUGCUCAUUUCUGUCAACAUCAAACUUCAAGGUUUGUACCUGGUUCCUGACAUAAAUUUCUUUGUGAUCCUGCUUAUCAUUCUGGUUUGUGUCAUGUUACAAAUUUGAGGGGUUGGAUGAAGCAGGAUCCUCCAUGGUAAACUUUGGAGAUGAGCAACCUACCCAUUGAGAAUGGUUUGAGGUGUAGUCAAGCCCCAAACUGUGAUGGGUGAGAGUUGGGAUAGGGAUGUGGUAGUGAUGGUGGUGCUAAUGUGUGAUUGAUGCAGUUUUGGGGUUCAAUGAAGGACAGUAAACAACUAUGUAUAUCUGCCAGUACCAUGGAGGGAGUGAGCAAUGUUAGUGUGUCCUGCUGGGAACAAUCAGUGUUUUAUGGCUGUUUUCAGGCCUGGUCCUUCAUUUUCAGAGGAGGAGAGGAAUUUGAGAGAGUAUAUUGAUAAUAAGUAUCUUUGGCAAAGUUGUAUGAACACAGCGAGCAAAUCUUGUAUGGUUCUGCAGGCAUUUGUACAUACAUGGAGAGAGCAUGAAACACUGGAGACUAUGUGCUAGGGGAUGGUUGGUAUUGAAUUAUUGUUUGGAACAGUUGGGACCCUUUGGGUGGGAGGGUGAGGGUUGGCAAAGGAGGAGAUCGAACCCAAAAGGGACAAUAGGGGUGGGGGUGGGUGGGAGCAUUGUGCAUUGAAGGGAAGGUGGACACCAAUGAGAACAGUUAAGUGUGUCUGGGGUCAGGUAACUGUAAAGUAAGAAUGUGUGAGACUGACUAAGAAAAAAUAAUUAAGUGGGAGGAGCUCUGUGUCACUUUGGAAAGAGCCAUAUUGGAAAUAGACUGUUACCGUGUGUAAUUAAGUAUGGUGAGCAUUGCAUCAUAGCAGAAUAAGUCCCUUGUUCAUUUUUUUUCUGCCAAUUAAGGUUUUUGAUCCCUGUAAUUAUCAAUCAAUUUUUCCAGCAGAGGCUAUGAACAUUCUGUACUCUGUGAAAGGAAUAAACAUUAGCAAUUAAACAAGAAUUUGAUUGAUGAAAUAAUGUUCAAAAUUAGCCACUUUCAAGUUCACAGAUAUGGAAAUUGUUGGGCUGUAUUAUAAACAUGCUGGUGAUAAUGUAACUGGACAAGAGAGAUCAGAAGUCUAAUUGUGAAAAAAGAUGGUCAAUAAUAUUUGAAUUCUGUCCACUGAUUUUCUGCAUUUAAUCUGUAACUAUCAGAUAUAUGAUAUGAUCUUGAUCAAUUCUUUGAAAAUGUGGGAGAAAGGGUUACAAUGGGGGAAAUUAGUGAGGAAUAGGAUUGCUUUGUGAGCUGGCAUGGGUUUGAUGGACCAAAAUGGCUCCGUGAUUGUAAGAGAAGGUGAUACCACACACAAAAUGCUGGAGGGACUCAGCAGGCCAGGCAGCAUCUGUGGAAAAGAGUACAGUCAACAUUUCAGGCUGAGACCCUUCAGCAGGUCUCAGCCCAAACCAUCAACUGUACUCUUUUCCAUAGGUGCUAUCUGGCCUGCUGAGUUCCUCCAGCAUUUUGUGUGUGUUACUUGUAUUUCAGCAUUUGCAGAUUCUCUCUUGUUUGUGAAAGGAAGAUGGUAAAUGGCUAAACAAAGCAGAUCAAUGCAUCGCACACCCAGGUUCUGUAAUCAAUUCUUCAUCCAAAUCUCAAUGAAAUAUUAAAUCAUGUCAGAUUACUACGUGUUUUUAAUAGUACUUCAGUUAUUCAGUUUGUGAAACAUGAGUUUAUACUCCCAAGUAGACUGCCUGGAUAAGAUCUCCAAAGACUAGGCAGUUCCCACACAUCUGACCAAGUGAACCAGUAAACUGAAUAAUUUGAACAUUACAGGAUUGCGUCAACCAAUAUCACAUUUUGUAAACCUCAAUCAAUAAAAUUUAUAGUUUGCUUUUUAA
Hypanus sabinus (Atlantic stingray) is the source of this 4783-nucleotide messenger RNA. RefSeq names its product UBX domain protein 7 (gene ubxn7). Lineage: Eukaryota; Metazoa; Chordata; Chondrichthyes; Myliobatiformes; Dasyatidae. Gene Ontology annotation, cellular component: nucleus. The record is from RefSeq and is a predicted model, not a curated record. Gene Ontology annotation, biological process: proteasome-mediated ubiquitin-dependent protein catabolic process. The coding region runs from base 40 to 1848 and encodes 602 amino acids. Gene Ontology annotation, molecular function: ubiquitin binding. The transcript is spliced from 11 exons.